Molecule: messenger RNA, 3519 nt
Organism: Toxotes jaculatrix (banded archerfish)
Lineage: Eukaryota; Metazoa; Chordata; Actinopteri; Toxotidae
Gene: slc4a5b
Product: solute carrier family 4 member 5b
Exons: 26
Coding region: 1-3519 (1172 amino acids)
Biological process (GO): regulation of intracellular pH; monoatomic anion transport; transmembrane transport
Cellular component (GO): plasma membrane
Molecular function (GO): solute:inorganic anion antiporter activity; sodium:bicarbonate symporter activity; monoatomic anion transmembrane transporter activity
Source: RefSeq, a predicted model, not a curated record
AUGGAUCAUCAUGACUGGCAGAGAGGAAGAAGUCGAGGUCACCGACACUACGAUGAUGAUGAUGAGGCCCAGCCGGUCUACAUCGGUGUUCCCGUUUCCCACAGACGGAAAAGGCGCAGGCAUCACUCGUACGCCAGUGACGCCGACCAUGCCGCGCGGCACACACACUAUGAUCACCACACGCAUCGUGAACACUCACACCGGGCGUAUUAUCACGAGAGAGAGGAGCACUACGACGAGGACGAGGGGACCGCUGAGCGUCAGGAGCACACGGACCCCACAGUGUCCCCGGCAGCAGAGCGGCUGCGACACAUCCUGGGGGAGGAUGACAGCACCCCAACACCCACCAUAUUCACUGAGAUGGACACUCUGCAGCACGAGGGGGGUGAAUUAGAGUGGAAAGAAUCUGCGAGGUGGGUGAAGUUUGAGGAGAAGGUGGAGGAGGGAGGAGAAAGAUGGAGCAAGCCUCAUGUCUCCACGCUGACCCUCCACAGCCUGUUUGAGCUCAGGACCUGUCUGCAGACAGGAAGCAUUCUGCUCGACCUGGAAGGCUACUCGCUGCCUCAGAUAGUAGAUGAGAUCGUGGAGCGGCAGAUCGCUGACAAUCUCAUCCCUCCGGACCUGAAGGAGAAGAUCAGCUUUGUGUUGCUCAGGAAGCACCGUCACCAGACCAAGAAACCAAUCCACCGUUCGCUGGCAGACAUGGGAAAGUCCUCCAACACCGCUGCCAGCCGUAGUCCUCAGGUUAAUCUGAGUCGUAGUACUAGUUCAGCUUCUGGGAUCCACCGCUCCACAGAAGACCUACGCUCUCGGCAGUCAAGCAGCCUUGGCCGCCUGCAUCAUGCCCAGAGCCGAAGCAUGAAUGACAUUUCAGACACACCGAGCACUGACCAGCUGAAGAAUAAGUUCAUGAAGAAGAUUCCUCGUGAUGCCGAAGCAUCCAACGUCCUGAUUGGUGAGGUGGAUUUUCUGGACAAGCCCUUCGUCUCCUUUGUACGUUUGGCUCAAGCCACAACUCUGGGAGGCCUCACCGAGGUCCCUGUGCCGACCAGGUUUCUCUUCAUCUUGCUGGGACCUCAUGGCAAAACCAAGUCCUACAAUGAGAUUGGCAGAGCUAUUGCUACACUCAUGGUGGAUGAUCUGUUCAGUGAUGUUGCCUACAAAGCGAGGGACCGUGAAGACCUGAUAGCAGGUGUUGAUGAGUUUCUGGAUGAGGUGAUCGUCCUCCCUCCAGGCGAGUGGGACCCAAAGAUACGCAUCGAACCUCCCAAGAAGGUUCCAUCGGCUGAAAUGAGGAAGUCAGUGCUGAACCUGAAUGAGCUGGGUCAGAUGAAUGGCUCAGCAGGUGGAGCAGCCGGAGGAGAGGAUGAAGAGCUUCCAGCUCCACAUGAGCUCGGAGAGGAGCUGAAAUUCACCGGGAGGGUUGGCGGUGGAUUAUGGCUGGACAUUAAAAGGAAGAUUCCAUGGUAUUGUAGUGAUAUCUACGAUGGCUUCCAUAUCCAGUCCAUCUCUGCUGUGCUCUUCAUCUACCUGGGCUGCAUCACAAAUGCCAUCACCUUUGGAGGACUGCUGGGGGAUGCUACCGACAAUUACCAGGGUGUGAUGGAGAGCUUUCUCGGCACUGCUUUAGCGGGAACUGUCUUCUGUUUGUUUGGUGGACAACCCCUCAUCAUCCUCAGUUCUACUGGGCCCAUUCUCAUCUUUGAGAAACUGCUUUAUGAAUUCUGCAAGGGCAACGAUGUGGACUACAUGGAGCUGCGUCUGUGGAUCGGCCUCCACUCGUGUCUGCAGUGUUUUCUGCUGGUGCUCUCAGACGCCAGCUACAUCAUCAAGUACAUGACCCGCUUCACAGAGGAGGGCUUCUCCAGCCUCAUCUCCUUCAUAUUCAUCUCGGACGCCAUUAAGAAGAUGGUAGGAUCCUUCAAAUAUUACCCAAUUAACCGUGGCUUCAAACCUGACUACAUAACAGCCUAUAAAUGUGAAUGCAUUGCUCCAGACCAGGCAUCUGUGCUGGGUUUGAAUGUUUCAGCUCCGCUCUCAGACGAUAACAUGACUCUGCUGUUUAAUUUGACAGACCUGGACUGGAGUCAGCUGAGUAAGAAAGAGUGUGUGAAGUAUGGUGGUACGCUGGUGGGGAACUCCUGUAAGUAUGUUCCUGACCUGGCCCUCAUGUCCUUCAUCCUCUUCUUUGGAACCUAUUCCAUGACUGUUUCUCUUAAGAAGUUCAAGUUCAGCCGCUACUUCCCGACGAAGCUCCGUUCCCUGAUCAGUGAUUUUGCCAUCAUCCUUUCUAUCCUGGCCUUCUGUGGGUUGGACUGCCUGCUGGACCUGGACACCCCCAAACUGCACGUGCCCACUGAGAUCAAGCCGACGCGUGUUGACCGCGGCUGGCUGGUGAUGCCGUUCGGUAAGAACCCCUGGUGGUGGUAUCUGGCCAGCUUCGUCCCCGCUCUGCUCGUCACCAUCCUCAUCUUCAUGGACCAGCAGAUCAGCGCCGUCAUCGUCAACCGCAAGGAAAACAAACUGAAGAAAGGUUGUGGCUACCACUUGGACCUGUUCUGGGUCGGCAUACUGAUGGCCGCGUGCUCCUUCAUGGGCCUGCCCUGGUACGUAGCAGCCACCGUCAUCUCCAUCGCCCACAUCGACUCUCUGAAGAUGGAGAGCGAGUCCAGCGCCCCUGGAGAGCAGCCGCAGUUCCUGGGAGUCAGGGAGCAGAGGUUGACAGGCACGCUGGUCUUUGUGCUGACCGGACUGUCCAUCUUCCUCGCUCCUGUCCUUCAGUACAUCCCUAUGCCAGUCCUGUACGGAGUGUUCCUCUACAUGGGCGUGGCCUCGCUGAGUGGUAUCCAGUUCUGGGAGCGUAUCAAGCUGUACCUCAUGCCCGCCAAGCACCAGCCGGACUUCUCCUUCCUGCGCCACGUUCCUCUGAGACGCGUCCAUCUUUUCACCCUCGUCCAGAUCAUCUGUCUGGCCGUCCUCUGGAUCCUCAAGUCCACAUUCCUGGCCAUCAUCUUCCCAGUAAUGAUCCUGGGUCUGAUGGUUGUGCGGAAGCUGAUGGACGUGAUGUUCUCACAACACGACUUGGCCUGGCUGGACGACAUCCUGCCGGACAAAGACAAGAAGAAGAAGGAGGAUGAGAAGAGGAAGAUGAAAGAGAAGAAGACGGCGGAGCCAGAGAGCGACGAGGAGGAGGUGAACCCUUACUCGACAGUCACAUCUGAUCAAAAUGAACUAGACCGCAGCAUUACUCUGCACCUGAAGAUCUCCUGCCCCCCCUCACCUGUCCACUCCCAGACGAGCCUCACCCUCGGGGACCCUCCAUCACACCUGCCGCCUCGCCAGUCCGUGCCCCAGGUCAGCAUCCAGGUGGAGUCAGACUGCGAGGAGCCUGGCCUCUACUCCACACAGCGGAGCAGCCUUCACCCCCAUCGUGAGCCACCCCCACCUGAAACACACAGAGACUUUUACAGAAAACUGCAUGCACACUUUGGAGACUCCUGUGCUGAGACCAUUCUGUAA